UUCUUGUCUAUGGACGGCCGGCCGGCCGUGGUGGUAGAGCACAGUGGCUUGGAUCGUUGUGCUUCGUUUUUCGAACCAGUCGUACGCGCACGUUUUUCGCCACGCUCGUUUUUUUCGCGCGCGCGCGUCAGGCCAGCACUACGCACUGUGCUAUUAUAAUAUUCCGCUUCAGACGUCGGGUAGAAUCGCCGCUCCGUACGUCGAUUCUGUUUGUAAUUUUCUGCGUACACGGCAAGAUAUUAUUAUUACUGUGUGUUUAUACGCAAAACCGACCGAACGGUGUGCGUACACACAGUAUAAUUUUUGUAAUACUUUAUGCUGUACGUGAACGAAUAAUACGCAAAGGGAAACAAUUUUUUCGUUUGAAAGCAUAUUAUAAGUCCUUCGUCCAGACCGCGGAGAUAGUACCUUAUUUUUCGGCUCCUAUAUAAUAUAAUAAUAUUUAUACUGUGACAUACCGUGAGUCGGUGAAACUCGUAACGAUGGAAGUUGAGUCUGCAAAGCCKAUACGUUUGGCGAUGCCCAAGCCGCACGUGGUGUGCCACAUCACACCGCCGGAUGACGAGCCGAUCGCGCCAAAAUCGAUGCCGAAAAACGUGUACACGUUGUCGCCGUCAUCCCGAUCGCCGAGCCCCAGCAGGCGGUCGUCGCCACGCACGUCRUUCCUGCACGACGCUUACCGUGCGCUUACCGGUACCUCAAAGAAUAGCGGCACGUCGCUGACUGUCGCCAAGAGCUCUGCGCUUAUGGUACCGAUGCCCCAGCAGCAAUUGCCGUCGGCGGAAACCCGGGUGUCCAGUCACCAGCACGCGUCGUGUCUGUUAGACGUACCCAAAGACGUACAGUUCCGAAACAGGUCCAAGUCACUGGACGACGGUACCAGGAAAAUGCUGCUGCAACAACAGUCGACUCGACAGCGACUUGACAGCGGUGACGCGUAUAAAAUAUUCGAGAGCAUUUUGAAAGAAGGAGCUCUUUUACGUAGAAGUUCUCUUGACCCUGAAACUCGUCGUCUAUCCCUGGGCACUAUAUCCAACUCGAGGAAAAACUCUGAUGGCCUUUUAGAUCCUACACAUGCAGCAAUAUUGUUCAGGGAUUCCAGAGGUCUUCCCGUCGCCGAUCCAUUCUUGGAAAAAGUAAAAAUAAAAGACCUGGUCGAAGACGAAAGUCAGAUUUUUGUGAAAUUUUUUCGCUUUCAUAAAACUUAUGAUCUCAUACCAACCAGUGCAAAAUUGGUUGUAUUCGAUACACAGUUGAUCGUUAAAAAAGCGUUUUUUGCCUUGGUCUACAAUGGUGUGCGAGCUGCUCCAUUAUGGGACAACAAGCGUCAACAGUUUGUGGGCAUGCUUACUAUUACAGAUUUUAUCAGGAUACUACAAAAGUAUUACUCUUCUUCGUCUUCAAGUAUGGAAGAAUUAGAAGAACAUAAGUUGGAUACCUGGAGAAAUGAAUUACAUCAAGAUCGUCCUCAAGAAUUAAUAUCCAUUGGCCCAGAUAUGUCAUUAUAUUAUGCUAUUGAAACUCUAAUAAAUAAUAAAAUACACAGGCUUCCAGUUAUUGAUCCAGCAACUGGAAAUGUUCUUUAUAUUGUUACACAUAAACGCAUACUACGUUUUCUGCUUCUUUACGUAAGGAUUAAUGAUUUACCCAAACCGGCAUAUUUAUCUCAAAGUUUAGAAGAACUAAAAAUUGGCACUUUUGAAAAUAUAGAGACAGUGUCUGAAGAAACAUCUAUUAUAUUAGCCUUAAAGAAAUUUGUUGAACGCAGAGUAUCUGCUUUACCUAUGGUUGAUCAAGAAGGUCGACUUGUUGAUAUUUUUGCUAAAUUUGAUGUUAUUAAUUUAGCUGCAGAACGUACAUAUAAUAAUUUAGAUGUUACAUUAAAACAAGCCAAUGAGCAUCGAAGUGAUUGGUUUGAAGGUGUACAAAAAUGCCACCUGACUGAUACAUUAUAUAGUGUUAUUGAAAAAAUUGUCCGCGCUGAGGUACAUAGGCUAGUGAUUGUAGAUGCAGAAGACAAAGUCAUUGGAAUACUCUCAUUAUCCGAUAUCCUACACUAUUUAGUACUUCGGCCUUCCGGAGCUGAUCGGUUAUUGAAAACCAAAGAACUAUAUGAAAAUGAUGUGGAAAAUUCUAAAACUUUAAACUCUACUAUGGAGCCAAUACUAUUACAAUCAUAAUGUGAGAAAAUAUAUUUUAUUUAAUCCUGUGACAUUAUGAGUUCUACAUGAACAGAAUUAAUAGUCUGCAGUCAUAACACCGGAUGAUCUGGUUUAAUUUUAUUUGUACAAGUAUUAUUUACCUAUGUAGUAUUAUACGACAGCGCUUUAGAGACAACAAAAUGUUUAUUCUCUAAGUAUUAGUUGAAAAAUGUAUGUUCAAUGCCUUUAUUAUUAUUAUUAUUAUUAUUAU
This is a messenger RNA of Diuraphis noxia (Russian wheat aphid), 2412 nucleotides long. RefSeq names its product SNF4/AMP-activated protein kinase gamma subunit (gene SNF4Agamma). Gene Ontology annotation, cellular component: nucleus; cytoplasm; nucleotide-activated protein kinase complex. The record is from RefSeq and is a predicted model, not a curated record. Lineage: Eukaryota; Metazoa; Arthropoda; Insecta; Hemiptera; Aphididae. Gene Ontology annotation, molecular function: AMP binding; protein kinase binding; protein kinase regulator activity. Gene Ontology annotation, biological process: regulation of catalytic activity; protein phosphorylation.